AUAAAUAUGGCAGAUUAACUUGUUUUAGGAUAUUGGGGAAUCAGAGGAUUGGCUCAACCAUGUAUAAAUAAAUAUCAUACUUUUAGUGAGAUACAUGAUAGAGUAUUUGGGUUUACCAUAUGAAGAUAAAAGAUAUCUUAAACCUGAAGAAUGGUUUGGAGUACUUAAUUAAGCUCCAUUCAAUACACAUGUCCUUGUGAAUUUACCAUAUAUCAAGGAUGGUGAUAAGUACAUCUAUGAGAGUGCUGCUUUAUAUGUCUAUUUGGCACAUAAAGCAAAUAGAGCUGACCUCUUAGGAUCAACACCAGAUGAAUAAGUUGCUGUAACUUAAGUCAGAGGUGUCAUUUAAGAUGCCUUAAAAGGAUUCUUCCAUAUUAUUACACUACCUGAAGAUUAAUAUGCAGCCAAGAAAGAAGAACUUUAUGCAAAUGAAGUCGCUUGGUUGAUUGAAAGAUUAGAUAAAUUCAUUGAAGGAAAAGCAUGGGCAGCUGGAGCCAAUCUUACAUACAUUGAUUUUGCUCUCUUUGAAUUAGAAGAAACAUUGAAAUCUUUCCAUCCAGAAUCUUGGGCAAAAUUUACUAAUCUUUAAAAACAUCACCAAGAAUUCUCAAACAUUCCUUAAAUCAAAGAUUAUCUUGCUUCUGGUAGAUUCCUUGCAGGACCCUUCUAUCCACCUGGUAGAUUUAGAUGGGGAUUCUGAUCAUUAUAUUAAAAAAAAUAUAUUAUUAAAUAUUUUA
Messenger RNA from Paramecium sonneborni, 737 nucleotides. The record is from the annotation of a GenBank genome assembly. Lineage: Eukaryota; Ciliophora; Oligohymenophorea; Peniculida; Parameciidae.